AUGCAGGAUCCAAAGCGGCUCCCUGCAGCACUAGUCAAUCCUGCGAAUCCUGCGAAUCCUGGAAUCAUGCGAGUCCAUUUCCCUGUACCAGGGGCCAAGGGCCAAGGGGGGCGGUUAAUUCUUGUGCAGCACAGGACAAAAGUCCCGGAUGAUCAGCGCGGACAGCUACGUGGUCAGAUCUAG
Penicillium soppii is the source of this 183-nucleotide messenger RNA. RefSeq lists its product as uncharacterized. Lineage: Eukaryota; Fungi; Ascomycota; Eurotiomycetes; Eurotiales; Aspergillaceae. Bases 1 to 183 code for a protein of 60 amino acids. The transcript has a single exon. The record is from RefSeq and is a predicted model, not a curated record.